GCAAAGCAUAGCAUCACUACCAGAAGCCAGCCAUAACCGCUGUUACUGAGCUAUGUAAACCAUCUGACCAAUUGAAUUGCCUCUCUCUCUGAGGCAGACUGUAAUUGGACUGUGAUGGCGGUGAUGUUAUCUGAGGUGGGCUGUGAUUGGACCGUGACGUCGGUAACGUUAUGGAUCUUCGGCUGAUAACUUCAUGCCAUCACCCAGGAAGCUAGCAGGAAAGCUAGGCUAACGUCACGCUAGGCCUCAUUGUAACUAUCAACAAACCCGCCGGAUUCUCUAUUAAAACACCGCUAUUAAAAGGACAGCGGAGCCAAGUUUAUGAUCCUGCAUGAGGACAAUCACAACUUGUAAAAUAUGGUGGUUGUCAAGAUCCGAGACCAGCCUGCUUUGCUGAAAGCUAUUUUCAAUGUGGACCCUGAUGAAGUACGCUCACUCAUAUUUAAGAAAGAAGAUGUAAAUACACAGGACAAUGAGAAGCGAACUCCUCUGCAUGCUGCUGCCUAUCUGGGAGAUGCUGAAAUCGUAGAGCUGCUGAUACUGUCAGGAGCUCGGGUGAAUGCCAAAGACAACAAGUGGUUGACUCCUCUGCACCGGGCCGUGGCGUCCUGCAGUGAGGAGGCUGUCCAGGUGCUGCUGAAACACUCGGCGGACGUCAACGCCCGUGACAAAAACUGGCAGACGCCGCUGCACAUCGCCGCGGCCAACAAGGCGGUCCGCUGUGCUGAGGCGCUGGUCCCCCUGCUCAGCAACGUGAACGUUUCAGACCGGGCCGGGCGCACGGCGCUGCACCACGCUGCCUUCAGCGGACAUCUGGAGAUGGUGAGGCUGCUGCUGUCCAGAGGAGCAAACAUCAAUGCAUUUGACAAGAAGGACCGCCGCGCCAUCCACUGGGCAGCUUACAUGGGUCACAUUGAGGUGGUGAAGCUGCUAGCCUCCCAUGGAGCAGAGGUGGCCUGCAAGGAUAAGAAGUCAUACACACCACUGCAUGCCGCUGCAUCCAGCGGUAUGAUCAGCGUGGUCAAAUAUCUCCUCGACAUGGGGGUGGAUAUCAAUGAGCCCAACGUGUAUGGCAACACGCCGCUGCACGUGGCGUGCUACAACGGACAGGAUGUGGUGGUGAACGAGUUCAUUGAGAACGGCGCCAACGUUAACCAGGUGAACGAGAAGGGCUUUGCGCCGCUCCACUUCACUGCCGCGUCACGCCACGGGGCCCUCUGCCUGGAGCUGUUGGUCUGCAACGGUGCAGAGGUCAACAUCAAGAGUAAAGAUGGAAAGACUCCUCUCCAUAUGACGGCCAUCCACGGGCGGUUCUCGAGGUCUCAGGCGGUCAUAAAGAACGGGGCGGAAAUCGACUGUGAAGAUAAGAAUGGGAACACUCCGCUGCACAUUGCGGCUCGAUACGGACACGAGCUGCUGAUCAGCACGCUCAUCACCAAUGGCGCUGACACCGCCAAACGAGGUGUUCACGGGAUGUUCCCAUUGCAUCUGGCAGCUCUUAGUGGAUUCUCUGACUGCUGCCGGAAGCUCCUCUCAUCAGGCUUUGAUAUCGACACUCCAGACAACUUUGGGAGGACCUGUUUACACGCUGCAGCAGCUGGGGGGAACUUGGAAUGUCUCAACCUCCUCCUGAACACUGGAGCAGACUUCAACAGAAAGGACUCCUUUGGCAGAACGCCGCUGCACUACGCUGCCGCUAACUGUAACUACCAGUGUCUGUUUGCCCUGGUGGGCUCCGGGGCCAGCGUCAACGACCUGGACGAGAGGGGCUGCACACCGCUGCACUACGCCGCCGCCUCCGACACAGACGGGAAGUGCCUUGAGUACUUGCUGCGAAACGAUGCCAAUCCAGGGAUCAGGGAUAAUCAGGGGUACAAUACGGUGCACUAUGCCUCUGCAUACGGACAUCGCCUCUGUUUGGAGCUGAUCGCUAGCGAAACGCCUCUAGAUGUGUUAAUGGAAACCUCAGGGACGGACAUCAUGAACGACUCGGAUGUCAGAGCUCCCAUCAGCCCGCUGCACCUCGCCGCCUACCACGGCCACCACCAGGCUAUGGAGGUGCUGGUGCAGUCCCUGCUGGACCUGGAUGUGAGGAACGGCCAGGGGCGCACGCCUCUGGACCUGGCCGCAUUCAAGGGCCACGUGGAGUGUGUGGAUGUCCUGAUCAACCAGGGAGCCUCCAUCCUGGUUAAGGACUACACCCUAAAGAGGACGCCCAUCCACGCCGCAGCCACCAACGGUCAUUCAGAAUGUUUGCGUUUGCUGAUCGGAAAUGCUGAUCUUCCCAGUGCCCCUGACAUUCAGGAUGGGAAUGGACAGACCCCUCUGAUGCUGUCUGUGCUGAGCGGACACACGGACUGCGUCUAUUCCAUGUUGAAUAAGGGUGCAAGUGUAGAAGCCAAAGACAAGUGGGGUCGGACAGCUCUUCACAGAGGAGCGGUGACGGGACAUGAGGAGUGUGUGGAGGCCCUGCUGCAGCACAGCGCCAACUUUCUGGUCCGUGACUGCAAGGGGCGGACCCCCAUGCACCUGGCCGCAGCCUGUGGACACAUCGGUGUGCUGGGGGGCCUGCUGCACGCCGCCCAGUCUGUAGAGAAACUUCCUGUCCUCACAGACAACAAGGGCUACACCCCUUUGCACUGGGCCUGUUACAACGGUCACGACACAUGCGUGGAGCUACUGCUGGAACAGGAGGUGUUUCACAAGACAGAGGGCAACUUGUUCAGUCCCCUCCACUGUGCUGUUAUCCAUGACAACGAAGGAGCUGCAGAGAUGCUAAUAGACACAAUUGGGCCAGGAAUUGUGAAUGCAGCCGACACCAAAAACAGGACGCCACUGCACGCAGCCGCCUUCACGGACCACGUGGAGUGUCUCCAGCUGCUGCUCAGCCACAACGCACAGGUCAACAGCACCGACUCCACUGGGAAGACCUCGCUCAUGAUGGCAGCAGAGAAUGGCCAGACCAAUGCUGUCGAGCUGUUGGUUAGCAGCGCAAAAGCGGAUCUCACGUUGCAGGACGCGGUUAAGAAUACUGCGCUUCAUCUAGCCUGCAGUAAGGGACAUGAAACCAGUGCCUUGUUGAUAUUGGAGAAGGCUACAGACAGAAACCUCAUCAAUGCGACAAACUCAGCCUUACAAACGCCUCUUCAUGUGGCUGCAAAGAACGGUCUCACAGUGGUGGUCCAAGAGCUGUUGGCAAAGGGAGCCAGUGUGCUGGCCGUUGAUGAGAAUGGUUACACCCCAGCCUUGGCGUGCGCCCCCAACAAGGAUGUGGCCGACUGCCUUGCUCUCAUCCUGGCUACCAUGAUGCCUGUGUUCCCCUGCACCCAGGCCCCAAGCCUGCCCUUCAGUGCAAUCAACCACUACACCACGACCAGCCCCUCCAAGAGCAUCACCUUCGACAGCCUGCCGGCACUGCAGGACGAGCACAGCUCCUACUGCAGCUUUAACAACAUCAGCCACCACGACGGCUCCUACAAGGACGAGGAGCUCAACGACUCCGACUCCGAGACCUACUGAGGGACCUGGAGCAGGACGCACCCCCCCCACUCUUAUACACCACGCGUACACGUACAGAAACACACACGCUGUGUCUUAAAAAUCACCACUCCAGCUUGGACAGAGAACGAACAGACGAGCCAAACAGGAGCCUUAAGUGUCCCCUCAGAGACAGACGGAGGGGGAGAUAUGGCGAUCAAGCGAGAGGGGGGGGUAGAGAUGUUUCAUACGUCCCAAACCCCCCCCCCCCCCCUGACCUCAUUCAGCACAAGGUGUCUUUCACAGCAGAUUGUGGACUGGAACAGUGAACUGCUGCCCCAGCAGCCCACCGAGACCUUCAGCGCUAUUUACUGACUGCGUUGACAGGGUGUUCAGCUUAUCUUUACAUGGCAAUAAACAAAAGAGUUGAAGAGGGAGUGUAGCACUGAGUAGAAAACUGAGAGGGACCAAACAAAAUGUUGAUACAUUUUGAAGCCGGUUUUAACUGUGUAAAUUGGGCUUGGACAUUGAUGGUUAUUCGGAUACAUAAAUUGAAGGCCACAUUUCAAAUUGUCAUAGCGAUAAGCGGCUGAACAGGGCAUACUACAGGAGGCUUAUUUUAAACACCAGAGUUUUAAUGUACCCAUUUUAAUUUCUUUAAACUCCUAGCCUCAAGGAACAUAGUAUUGGUUAAACAAAGUAAUUAUAAAAAUGAGAUGUGCAAGAAGGUUGUUUUUAAGUUGAUCAUGUGAUGAAUAAAUUAUUUGUGUUCUAUAAGUUCUAUUUAUGUCAUUUUGUGCCUUCAUUUUUUGCUAAAACCAAUGGCUGGGUUUGUAGGGGCAGUUGUGACAGAAAUCAAUGACGUACAGAACCUAGGUAAGUAGUGUAUUUGUUCUUAAAGCACUGACACAAUACUAAGGGUGUCGUUAUGGCAUGCCUUGCAUUCUGAAGAUAAACACUGUAAACCAAUGGUAGAACAGCAUUUGUAUAUCUUCUCUUCGACAUACGUUAAUCGAUGUACUGGACAGGUUUUGCUUGUUCUCACGAAAAAUAACAAGCAUCUGAUAUUGUCGACUAUUAAAAACUUCUGUUUGA
Messenger RNA from Gadus macrocephalus (Pacific cod), 4572 nucleotides. It is a transcript of the gene ankrd28b, whose product is annotated as ankyrin repeat domain 28b. Gene Ontology annotation, molecular function: protein binding. The transcript has 28 exons. The coding region runs from base 358 to 3519 and encodes 1053 amino acids. The record is from RefSeq and is a predicted model, not a curated record. Gene Ontology annotation, cellular component: cytoplasm. NCBI's taxonomy places the organism in Eukaryota, Metazoa, Chordata, Actinopteri, Gadiformes, Gadidae.